AUGGAGACAGGCGACUCCAUCUCCAUCGAGGACCACACCCACAAGACCCUUUACCAAUUAUAUAAGAAAGCUCAUCCUAAGGAAUUUGUGCUUGGAUGGUUCGAUGCUUUUGACACCAUCGACGGCUCAACCGGUUUGAUUCAUGAUUUCUAUUCCAAAGGUGCCGACAGAGCAUACCCAUUCCCAGCCAUUUUCUUGAACGUGUCGUUCUUGAAAGGAGAUCAAAUCAGCGAGCCUCAGUUGACUACUUACAUUGGUGCCGCCAUUGGAAAACCAGGUCAGGUGCAGAGAAUUGGAUGGAAGACGACUUCCACCACCAACUCUUUCGAGAAAUUGGCGUUGAAUUUACUCCACAAUACCUCCCAAAAGGACAACAGCGUGAUUUUGCAGCAACACGAGGAAGGAUUGGCUACGUUGCAGAGAGAAAUCGGCGCUGUGACUACCGAAUUGAGCCAGUUGUUGCACUACCUCGACCACAUGUCAGGCACAGACUCCGACGUGGACUUGUUGCGGACCUUGAGCAACACCUUAUUGAACAAGCCAACGUCAUUGUCGGACUUGAGGCUGUUGAAGGAACACUUCCAGUCGCACAACCAGGAUAUCGUUAUGAUUGAGUUUUUGACGAGAGCAGUCAAGGAGCAGAUCGAGUUGAUUGCCCGUGCGUCAUCGGAGGCCGAGAAGGCCAUUGCAUAG
Molecule: messenger RNA, 693 nt
Organism: Candidozyma auris
Lineage: Eukaryota; Fungi; Ascomycota; Pichiomycetes; Serinales; Metschnikowiaceae
Exons: 2
Coding region: 1-693 (230 amino acids)
Biological process (GO): translational initiation
Cellular component (GO): eukaryotic translation initiation factor 3 complex, eIF3m
Molecular function (GO): translation initiation factor activity; translation initiation factor binding
Source: RefSeq, a predicted model, not a curated record